Messenger RNA from Aureobasidium vineae, 2325 nucleotides. The record is from the annotation of a GenBank genome assembly. Lineage: Eukaryota; Fungi; Ascomycota; Dothideomycetes; Dothideales; Saccotheciaceae.
AUGACGACGGCGACACGCUGGCUCGGGACUUCGGUGCUCCUUCCCAAUCUUGCUCGCUGCUCGAACCUUCAACGCCCGCGCCAAGCUUGGCGCGUGUCCAGCCACCUACCUAACGCCCAAGGCCCGCGUCUCCAGAAGUGCUCAUUUGGACAGCAGGCCAGCCUUUCUAUCGACCAGUCUUUGUCUAGCUCUUUUGUUGUUGCCGCGCUUCUGCAUCUUCUAGACGACAUGAGUGCUCUUCUACCUNUUCGCGACAUCAAUGUCCACGCUUCCUCGACCCACUAUGCCUUCUCGUCUCCAUCGUCCCCUUCCGCACCCACCCUUGUUGUAGAGCGUCCAUCUGGUGAUAUCCGUCUUCAUGGUGGCAAGCUUUUGGGUGGUCAAAGAGUUACGAGUAUCCAGGGUAUUCUCGGAAUCAUCAGUCUGCGCCUCGACAAGUACAUCGUUGUAAUCACAAAGGCCCAGGCUAUGGGCAGGAUCAAGGGCCAUCAGAUCUACAGAGUUGUCGCUACUGAAUUGCUGCCCCUUCGUGAGAGACAAGUUCGUGAUCCUGAUGAGGAUAUCUACCUCGGACUGGUCAACACUUUGCUCAAGACCAGCCCUUUGUUCUUCUCAUACACUUUCGAUCUCACCAACAGUUUCCAAAGACAGGCCGAAAUCGAUCAAAGCUCUCCCAUCUGGGCAAGGGCCGAUGAUCGCUUCUUCUGGAACAAGUUCAUCCAAACUGAUCUGAUCAACUUCCGUCAAGGUCAAGGAGCUCGUCGCCAAAAUGUUGGUCCUCAACCCGCCAUGGACCCUUAUAUUCUGCCCGUCAUGUACGGUAUGCUCAGAAUCACCAACACUUCAGUCAAGAGUGCUCCCAUGACUUUCAUUCUCAUCACUCGUCGUUCAAGACACCGUGCUGGUACUCGCUACUUUUCUCGUGGACUGGACGAGCAAGGACAUGCUUCCAACUUUAACGAGACCGAGCAGAUUGUUAUUUUGAACGAUGAUGCUUCCAGUGGAAUGACCACCUUUGCUGGCGAUGGUGGCUUCUCCAACAACAAACUCCCUGGUGGAGAGACUCAAGUCUUGUCAUACGUCCAAACCAGAGGCAGUGUCCCUGUUUACUGGGCUGAGGUCAACACCUUGAAAUACACUCCCAAGUUGCAGAUCAGAGGAGUUCAAUCUGCUGUGCAUGCAGCAAAGCUACACUUUGAUGAACAGAUCAAGCUUUACGGAGAGAACUACCUGGUCAACCUUGUCAACCAAAAGGGCCGUGAGCAGAAAGUCAAGGAGGCAUAUGAAGAUGUGGUCAAACUUCUCGUAUCGAACCCUGCAGAGGAUACCGAAGCGGAUCGCACAACAAGAGAAAAGUUCCACAUUCUCGAGCCUCAAGGCGGCCGACAUGAGUUUGACAAAUUGCACUAUGUCUACUUUGAUUUCCACAACGAAACCAAGGGAUUGAAGUGGCACCGUGCGCAGCUUUUACUUGACCAGCUCAAGGAUGGUUUGAUGAAAGGAGAGUACUUCCGCGGUGUCGACAAGCCCAGCGGCGGUGUGCAAGUAUUGAGCCGCCAAAGUGCUGUCGUUCGCACCAACUGCAUGGACUGCCUGGAUCGCACCAACGUCGUUCAGUCUAUGCUUGGCCGUUUCACUCUUUCUCGCAUGUUGACCGAUGUCGGUAUCUUGAAGGCUGGAGAGAAUGCUCAGGAAGAUGCUGCAUUCGAACAUUUGUUCCGCAAUGUCUGGGCAGACAAUGCAGAUGUGGUCAGCAAGUCUUACUCGGGGACUGGUGCUCUCAAGACAGACUUUACCCGUACUGGCGAAAGAACGCGUGCUGGUGCCUUGCAGGAUUUGAACAAUUCAAUUACCCGCUAUGUGUGCAACAACUUCCUCGACGGACCUAGACAGGACGCCUUUGAUCUGUUUCUCGGCACCUAUGCACCCGACCCUUCGGGCUUGGGCUCAGCACAUCAGUUUGCGGACACUAGACCGGUGCUGAUCCAGUCUUUGCCGUACAUCCUGGCCGCCUGCGUUUUCUUCAUCUUCAUCUCACUUUUCACACGUCGCCUGCCGGAUGCUACUGUAUGGCCUUUGAGAAUCUUUGUUCUCAUCUGUGUUGUCGGUGCUGCAUGGUCUGGUAGAUUCAUCACCUCGCAUGGAGGUCUUUACGUCAACUGGCCGAAGCUCAACACACCAGCACACGCUCUCGAAAGUUAUCAAGAGACUCUCGAGCGUGUAAGUAGAGAUCCUCUUCUGGGAUCCAUGGUUUCCAAGCACGGUCGCGGCAAGAGCGAUGCCAGACUUGGAUACAUGGAGGAGGGCAAGAAGCGUAGAGAGUAA